Molecule: messenger RNA, 4935 nt
Organism: Sordaria macrospora k-hell
Lineage: Eukaryota; Fungi; Ascomycota; Sordariomycetes; Sordariales; Sordariaceae
Biological process (GO): transmembrane transport
Cellular component (GO): membrane
Molecular function (GO): ATP binding; ABC-type transporter activity; ATP hydrolysis activity
Source: RefSeq, a predicted model, not a curated record
AUGAUCAGUCACAAACACGAAAAGGGCGAGAGCUCUUCCACCACGGACGAGGCCAUCACAGUCCAGCUUCCGGCUCACGACCAACCAGCAGCCCCGAAGCCCAUGAGGUCGUCCUUCAAGAACCUCUUUGCAUUCACCCGCCCAACCCAUGUCUGGCUCAUCGUCUCCGCACUCUGCGGCUCAGCCGUCGUCGGUGCUGGACGAACCGCCUAUGCCAUCCUUCUCGGCAAGAUCUUCCAGGUCUGCACCUCUUACGGCGCCGGAGAGAUUACCGCAGCCGAGAAUCUUCAUCAGACCUCUCAAUGGUGUCUUUACAUGUUCCUUCUCGGACUCGGCAUGUGGGUGUUUUGCAGCAUUGAUGUUGCCCUUUGGGUUGUUGCCGGCGAGUUGCGCGCAAAGACUACCAGGGAGACUCUGUAUUCAACUCUUCUUGGUAGAAGUGCGGCGUGGUUUGAUUUGAGAGAGCAUGGCAUGUCUAGUUUGUUGACUGCUAUUCAAACACAAACCCGCGAACUCCAACUCGGCACAUCCCAAGUCCUCGGCUUCCUAGUCUGCGAUCUUCUCGUCUUCGCCUCCUGCAUCAUCGUUGCCCUCUACUACUCAUACCAGCUGACACUUGUCAUGCUCUCCACCGCUCUGCCUUCUGCCCUUAUCCUUUGGCUCAUCGCCCGCUUCCUCGACCCUGCCAUCGCCGGUCAAAAGCACGAACUUGCCGAGGCCGCCAAACAUGCCACCGCUGCCACGACCGCCAUUGAUCUCGUCAAAGCCUACAAUGCCGCCGACCACGAGUCCUUCAACUUCAUCUCGGCUGUCAAGAGGUCUUCGAAGUACUACACUCGUCAGGUCCUCUGUAACUGUGGACAAAUGAGCUACAUCAAGCUAUGGAUGAUGUCUCUCUUCGUCUUGGGGUUCUACUUCGCCGUGGUGCUCGUCAACAAGGGUGACCUCACCCCCGGAAACGCCCUAACAACAUUCUACUGCGCCCUCAUCGCUUUCCAAUCCAUCGAAACCCUCGGUCCUCAAUGGCUUAUCCUAGCUAAAGGAAUGGCAGCCGGUCAAUCCCUUCAAGACCUUGUUCGCCAGAUUGAUCCCGGUCAGACCAACACCUCUCAAGAGUCUGGCAUUCGCCCACCGACCUGCCACGGCGACAUUUCCUUGUCAAACAUAUCCUUCGCCUACCCGUCCUCUCCCAAUAACUUGGUCCUCCAACCUUCAUCCUUCCACUUCCCAUCCGGCUCCCUAACCUUCAUCGUCGGCCGUUCGGGCUCAGGUAAAUCCACCCUCGGUAACUUACUCGUUCGCUUCUACGAGCCUUUGACAGGCCAAAUCGUGGUUGAUGGGCAACCCAUUACUCAACUUGAUCUGCAGUGGAUCAGACAAAACAUCACCUUGAUCCAGCAAUCCAGCGUUCUGUUCAACGAUAGUCUAUUCCAGAACGUUGCCUUUGGCGGAUACCAACCUGACCAAGUCACGAUGGAAGACGUCAAAGAAGCCUGUUCCAUGGCUUUGCUACAGACUACUAUUGCUGGAAUGCCUCAAGGCUUAGACACGCAGAUCGGACCUGGUGGUUAUGCCCUUUCCGGUGGCCAGCGUCAGCGGUUGGCGUUGGCAAGGGCCAAGAUUCGUGAUCCGCCCGUAUUGAUUCUUGAUGAGAUCACUUCCGGGUUGGAUCCUGUGUCUAGAGGUCUGAUCAUGGAUGCUAUUCGCAUUUGGAGGAGGGGCAAGACGACGAUUAUCAUCACACAUGAGGUGGGAUGUAUCGGGGAGGGUGAGAUGGUUUAUGUCAUGGAGGAUGGAAGGGUUGUUCAGCAAGGAUAUGGAAAGCAGUUGAGGGAGGAGAGGGAGGGGUUGUUUGCUGGGCUUGUUGCUUCUGCUGAUCAUGAUGAUGUUGAUCAUGGAGAGCAUGCCGAUGACAUUGACGAAGAGGAAGACGACGAAGAAAGCGAUCUGGAAGACAUCGAUGAGGGCGAAGAGUACUCCGAGGAAGAGGUGAUCGAAGAAGCAACCUACGUGCAACUCGCCCGCGGCCUGAGUCUUCGCUCAAACAGGGGAAGCUCCGUCUUCCCUCGAUUAACCUUCGGCUUCGACCUCCACCCCUCCGCCACCACAGACAACAGACCCUCGCGACCAACUUCACGCAGAUUCAGUUCCGGCAGAAUCCCCAUCCAUCACCUCCAUCCAUACGCCACCAAGCCCAAUCGCAUCCGCGAGCCCUCCCCUCUUUCCCGCAGAAACAGCAACUCCUCCAUCGAACUCAUCACCCAAACCGGUCUCUCAGUCAAAACCGCCCGCGUGCCUAACGCCCGGCGGGCUCAGCAUCCUGAUCCAACCAAGGUGAUUGAAACGCAAGUGGUUAACAGUAGCAUGGACUCUUUCGAGCUCUUCUUUCUCGAGAAACUGGCCAACAAGAAACAGCGGGCCAAAUUCCACAAGAAUCGAAGAAAUAGCAUGGCGUCUAUCGCUUCGGCUACUUCCAACUCAUCAAACCCUACCUCUACCCAGGCAGCCAAUUUGAACAAGAAGGUCCACUCCGUCAACAACCGUCUUCCUUCUUUGUCCGCAAUUCUCCGCACUGUCUAUCCCACUCUCGACCUGCGCACCAAGGCCGAGCUUCUCCUCGGUCUCAUCCUCUGCCUAAUAGUCGCCGGCGCCAACCCCGCCUUCUCCUUCAUCUUCGCCCAACUGCUUUCCUCAUUCUGGUCCACGCCCUCCGCGCGUCUCGCCGCAGGCUCCAAAUGGGCUGGCAUCCUAGCAGCCGUAGCCAUCAUCGACUCCCUGGCGACUUUUGGCUCCUACUACUUUUUGGAGCGCGUAGCAACAAAAUGGGUAACCACCCUGCGAUCCGAAGCCAUCACGCGCAUUCUGGCACAACCAAAGUCAUGGUUCGAUAAGUCCUCCCACAGCCCAGCCAAGAUCGUCGCGUGCUUGGAUAGAAACGCAGAAGAGAUGCGCAAGUUGGUCGGCAUGUUCGUCCCCAUCCUCGUUACCGUAUCCACGAUGAUAGUCGUGGCGAUAACCUGGGCGUUGACCAUACAAUGGGAUUUAACGCUCGUUACACUCGCUGGUCUACCGGCUGCUGUUAUUGCUGGGAGAGUAAAUGCUUUGAUGAGCGAUAAAUGGGAGUCGAGGUGCGAUACUGCUGCCCUUGGCAUGGGUCAAAUCCUCACUGAAACGUUCAAUAACCUCAAGAUCGUCCGCGCUUUGACACUCGAAUCCUUUUUCACCCAAAAGUACACCGCAAAGAUCAACACCACUUACGCACUGGGCCUAAAGAGGGCAUCCUACAUCGGCAUCUUCUUGGGCCUCAACCAGUCCAUCGCUUAUUACUUGACGGCUCUAAUCUUUUAUUACGGCGCAAAGAUAUUAUCGCAAGAUCGCGCUUCUGUGACGGAUUUGCUGAGGGUUAUCAAUUUGAUCUUGUUCAGUCUGGGGACGUGUGUUAAUAUGUUGGCCAACAUACCGCAGACAGCGGCGGCGAAGGCUACCGCCACCCAAAUGCUUUAUUUUGUUAACCUCUCAUAUGAGGGGGGUCACGAAUCUGGGUCUGGGUCUGCUUCUGGGUCUGGCUCGCAGGGGAGGCAGCGUUUAUCUAACCCCUUACCCAUCGCAAUGCGAAACCUGCGCUUCGCAUACCCCAGUGCGCCAGAGACGUUGGUCCUGCGCAAUCUCAACCUGACUAUCGAAAAAGGCAGCUGCACAGCUAUCGUCGGGUCAUCAGGCUGCGGGAAGUCAACCGUCGCUUCUCUUCUCCUUAACCUCUAUCCGCCCCUUCCUUCAACUUCCACUUCUAGCUUCGACGACGACCAUGACAACGGGUGUUCGUUGACAUACAACUCCCUCCCCCCCUCACAAAUCCACACCCCCUCCCUCCGCUCUAGCAUAGCUUACAUCCCCCAACACCCUUUUCUUUUACCUACCACCCUCCGCGAAAACAUCCUCUACGGACUUCCCGACUCUUCACCUCUCCGCCUCUCUUCUUCUUCAUCCGAGGCUACCAACGCCCUGCACCGCGCCGCUCAAAUGGCCUCCAUCCACGACUUCAUCAUCUCUUUACCCCAAGGCUACGACACCAUCGUCGGCGAGGGCUCCGGUCUGCAGCUUUCCGGAGGACAAGCCCAACGUAUCUCCAUCGCUCGCGCCCUUGUUCGCAGUCCAAAGGUGAUCGUAGCCGAUGAACCCACCGCUAGUCUAGAUGCCGAAGGCGCGGAAGCUGUACGGGAGGUGUUUGCUAGACUGGUGCAUGGUAAUCGCAACAAUCGGACCGGGACUGGAAGCGGGAGCGGGAUGGAGGGCAUGAAGGGAGAUGGCAUCAAGGAGGGCAUGAAAGAGGGAGGAGAAAAGGGGAUGGCGAUAGUGGUGGUUACUCAUUCUAAGGAAAUGAUGAGGAUUGCGGAUCGGGUGGUGAUGAUUGAGAAUGGGGCGGUUAUUGAGGAAGGGCCGUUUGAGGAGUUGAGGGCGAGGAAGGGGAACGGGAACGGGAACGGGAACGGGCACUGGGGAAGGUUUGCGGGAAUGGUUAGUGGGGGGGCUUGGGAUGGUGGUGUUGAUGAUGAUGAUGAUGAUGAUGAUGAUUCUUCUCCUGACCGUGGUUUUGAGCAAGAUCAUCGAAGUCAUCGGAGGAACGCAACUCUUGGUACUAUCAGCUCUGACUUUGGCGGACAGAAUCUGGGGGAGUCUUCGGGCUCUGCGCAGUAUGGAUAUGGAACGGGAAGCGGAAGUGGAAGGUGGCAGGAUGAAGAUGGAGUCAGCGAUUUGAGUGAUGAGCAGAAGCCCAAGCCUGAAACCGGAAAUGGCGGCAGUACAACUACUGCUGCGGGUACAGGCACAGGUGUAAGGGUGAACGAAGAGGCCCUGCAGAGGUUGGAGGGUACAUCCCCUGAUUCAACUUCUGGAACUUCCGACAACCAGUCGCCUUCUCCGGAGAGAGAGAGGUAG